Messenger RNA from Cyclocybe aegerita, 399 nucleotides. NCBI's taxonomy places the organism in Eukaryota, Fungi, Basidiomycota, Agaricomycetes, Agaricales, Hemipholiotaceae. The record is from the annotation of a GenBank genome assembly.
AUGGCCUACGUACCCCCCUCCCUCCCUGUCAAUCAAUCCUGCUGGCCGGCCCUCGGUGCGAUGAUCGACAGCGGCAAGCGAAUCUGGGAAACCCCGUUCGGCGUUACGAACGCCAGCUUUCCGUGCAGUGCGGACAGGAUUAGCGGGCCUUUGGCGACGGCGGAUCACACGUACACGAUCAACCAUUCAUUGAACAAGAACAUCAUACCCAUCGGGGGCGGAGUGAUUGUAAGCGACCCCCUGGAUGCACCGACGACGAACGGCGUGCCUUCAAUUAUGGCGAAUGUCCAAAAGUAUCUCCCACUUGGCGCAAACCGCAAUCCACAAUUCAUCCUCCUCGAGUUCGUCAACAUCGGAGAAGGGUUCAGAGCUGUGGACAUGCCGAACGGACUCGCGUAA